GCAAACUCUCUUCUUUACCUCUACCUCCUGCACGUUUCGAUAAUUCUUUCCACCUUCUGCAUCACAUCACCUUCAUCAUGAGGCUUACUCCUUUGACUUGCGCGGCAUUGACUCUGGCAUCCAGGGUUGUUGCGCAGACCAAAGUAACAGCAGACAACACGACUCAACCCGUCUCUUUCUUCUACACUCGCCCUCUAUCUGAAGCACCUGCUCUGAAUGUUACUCUGCAAGCAGACUUCACACCUGGCUAUGUCUUCGUCUCGCCGUACAAGGCAAUCAAGCCAGCACCUUACAUCUACGACAAAUUCGGAAACCUCGUCUGGGAUGGCUAUGGAGUGACUGGAUCAGCAAAUGCGCACAACUUCCGCCCUUGCGAAUACAGGGGACAACCCCAUCUCUGCUUCACUCAGGUCAAUCAACAGAAUGGCUAUGGAAUUGGCCAAGGUGUCAUCGUCGACUCAGAUUACAAGGUUGUGGCAACAGUUCAGACGGGAGGAAACACCGAACCUGCAGACAUGCACGAAUUCCAGCUGCUUAACGAUGGCGACACGGCAAUUCUCAGUGCUUACCAGAUUGUGCCAUUCGAUCUAUCCUACUUCAACAUCACCACUGGAUUGGGCUGGUUGUCUGAAGGCGUCUUCCAGGAAGUUAACGUGACUACGGGAGAGGUCCUGUUCGAAUGGUUCUCCACCAACCACGUUGACCCCAGUGAGAGUCAGAUCACACCAAACAGCACUGACACAGGAGGUGACGGCUUCGGACCUCAGACAGCCUUUGACUAUUUCCACAUCAACGCUGUCGACAAGUCGGCCGCUUCUGGCAACUACCUCGUCUCAGCCAGACACACGAGCACCCUGUACUACAUCAAUGCCACCGACCGCGAUGUCAUCUGGAAACUCAGCUACCAAGGAGACUCGGACUACUCGUGCUCAAACUUCAACUUCAGCUUCCAACACGAUGCACGUCUGCUCUCAGAAAACGAUACCACGACUGUCCUCUCCAUCUUCGACAAUGCAAGCAACGGCUACGCGACCACUACCUCGCAAUCAUCAGGCAAAGUCAUUGCUCUUGACCACAACACUGGUGUUGCAACGAUGAUUUCCAACACCACUUUCCCCUCCGACGAAGGUGUCCUCUCAACUUCUCAAGGCAACACGCAAGCUCUAGGCAACGGCGGAUUCUUCCAUAGUUGGGGCAACCAACCCUACUUCUCCGAACAUUCCGACAACGGCACCGCCGUCCUCCUCGCUCAGUUCGCUGCUCAAGGCUCGGCUCAGAACUACCGCGCCUUUUCCGCCGAUUGGGACAGCACUCCCGCAACUACGGUGCCUGACGUCUACGCUUACGCCAUCAACUCGACCGCCGCGACCCGCAUCUACGUCUCCUGGAACGGCGCCACUUCAGUCUCAUCCUGGCAAUUCUACGGCGGCAGUUUUGUUGGUGACGAUUUCCUGGUCAUUGGACAAACUGCCAAAGAGGGCUUCGAGACUUUCUGGGAGGCUGAUAAGUUUUAUCAGUGGGUGAGAGUUGAAGCUAUCGGUGCUGAUGGUAACGCACUCCGCAAUUCGAGCUACACUGGUACUUUUGUACCUUCUGCUAUGUUGGCUGGUGCUUGCGAUGAAAGUGGAUGCGGUGUUGCUAGUUCCUACUCUUCAUAGUUGACGAGAAAAAUCUGGCGACUGAGAGCUUGCUCUAUCAAGAGAUGGGGCGAGACUGGAGUGGCCGUUGAUAUCAGUCCUGGCUUUCUGACAUUGCUUUUGCUACUGUAUUGCUCAUAAUUACGAAAUCACGAAGA
Messenger RNA from Aureobasidium pullulans EXF-150, 1795 nucleotides. RefSeq lists its product as uncharacterized. The record is from RefSeq and is a predicted model, not a curated record. Lineage: Eukaryota; Fungi; Ascomycota; Dothideomycetes; Dothideales; Saccotheciaceae. Bases 78 to 1658 code for a protein of 526 amino acids. The transcript has a single exon.